Messenger RNA from Daktulosphaira vitifoliae (grape phylloxera), 2674 nucleotides. RefSeq lists its product as uncharacterized. The record is from RefSeq and is a predicted model, not a curated record. The transcript is spliced from 2 exons. NCBI's taxonomy places the organism in Eukaryota, Metazoa, Arthropoda, Insecta, Hemiptera, Phylloxeridae. Bases 38 to 1732 code for a protein of 564 amino acids.
UUUUCAACAAGUUAUAUUUUGUUAGUGUUUUAUUUUAAUGGAAUAUUAUUCGUUGAUUUUAAUGUCUAUUGCCAUUGUCGUUAUGAAAUUAGAUAAAGGAGUAAAUUGCAAAUAUAAUUGUAUUAACAAUUAUCGUGAUAAUUAUAAAAAUUACAUCCAAACAGUGAUUGGUUACAUUCGUUCACAUAUUGUAUCCACUCAAAUACAAAAUCUAAAAUUGAAAAUAGAUUUAAAUUAUAUUAUUAGUAUUGAAGAAGCUUUCAAACCUGAGACGAACUAUAAUAAUUUCAAAAAUAACUAUUCUCAUACAAUAAGUAUACUAAAUUUCAAGUACACUGAGAUAUUAAAAAACUUUCUCGAUUAUAUAUAUAUUAUUCUCCAAAAAUGUAGUCAGUUUUAUGAAAGAAAUUUAAAAGAAAAUUUUAUUUGUUGUGUAAUUUCACUCGUAGAAGAAGUGAAAAAUUCCAAGACUAUGUUUGAAAAUUUGCACAAAGCUAUGAUGUUUCUAAGCUACAUAGAUGUAAGAUGUGUGUUUCAAGGAUCCAUUGUGCCGAAUGUUAUAAUUGAUGAAAUUAACUUUUUUCAAAAAUAUGUGUUUCAAGAAAUACCAGAGAACGGCCAUUUUGAUCUCAAUAGUUUACCAAGUAUUCAAGACACUACAUCGAAAUUUAAGAAUUUAAAUGAAUUUUAUACAAAAGCAUCAACAAAAGUAAACAAUCUCUAUGAAAAUAGUAAUAUUAUUGACACUUCUACAAAAACCGAUUCAACUACAAUUCAAUUUAAGGAAUACUCUUAUGAAGAUGACUCUUAUUUGGUCUAUUUAAUAUGUAGUAAACUUAAAACAUUUUAUAACGAAAACAUAGAAAUUUGGUACACAAAUCUCGGCUUUGAACAAUUUCUCAACCCCAAUAAACCUGAACUCAUACCUCCAAUAGAUCCAAGUAUAAAUAAAAAUGAUGGAAUUAAAGCUCUCAAUAUUCUUCGACAGGAAAAUGGUUGGCAAACAAUGUGUCACAUAAAUAUAAUUUAUAAUGAUAAACUAUUCAACAUAGAUUGUAUAUUAAAAGACCCAAUUGAUGACAUGAAUUUUCAAAUAAAAAAAGAAUAUAUAACACAAUUAUUAAGAUGUAGAUAUACAGAAAUAAUUAAAAAUUACCAUGUAAUAUUAGGUGCUAUAUUAUUUCUAUGCAGUGAAGAUAAAAAAUGCUACAACUACAAUUGCUUGAUUAAAUUAUUUGAUUCAUUCAACAAAUCCAAAAUAAUGUUUGAAGGACUGUAUACAGCUCUAAUUACUUUAAAGGAAUUAUCAAUAUGGGAUUUUAGUUUUAGGUCUCAUUCGAAUUUACAGAAAAUAUUACAAUGGGUUGAAGAUUUUCUUAGUUUUCUUAAUAAUAAUGAGUUUUUUCAAGAUAAUUUUAUCGAUAAAAAUGAUAAUAAAAAAAUCGAGUUAAUUGAAAAAAAAUUAAACAUUUUUAUAAAUUUUCGUACACAAUUUUAUAAUGACUUCAAUAGCGAUUUAGUUAAUGUAAAAUUCCGUUGUGAAAUAAAAGAACCUUUUUAUAAUAAAAACAAAAUAAUAAAUUAUUUCAAGCAUUUAGCAAGCACAACGAAUAUUCCAUAUUUUCAACAGUCAACUGAAACUUAUUCUUAUGCAUGUAAUUAUUUAGAUAAUUUUUGUGAACUGGUUUACAAAAGUUGUUAUGAAGAUCUGGGAUUCCGAAAAAUUAUGUAAAAUAUCAACUAGUUAAAUUUAACAAGUAGAUUUCGUAAAACUAUUAUUUUAUUAUUGUUAACCAUUGUUUAAUAUAUUACACAUAAUACUUAAAAAUCAUUUCUGAAAUAUUUUUUAGUAAAUUUCUGAAUUUAUUGCAGUCUAUGCCUGUACACUUGUUACAACAUAAUAUUGAAAAUACUUCAAUAAAUGUUAAAAAUAUGUUGUAUAAAAAAAGAUGUAAGAACCACUAAAGUAUCUUAUCUUUGAUAUUACAAAAAAAAAACUUAUAAAGUUAAUUAUUUUGUUCUUUUUUUAACGAAAAUUAUGUUAUAUUUUUUGAAGUGUAAAAAAACCCAACAGGAUAAAAAACUACUAAACAUAUUUUUAACUUUAAAGUCAAGUGUUAAUCAUUUAUUUAAAAUAAAAUAUGGAUAAUUGUGUGUAUUUAAUAUUUUAAAUAUCUUCUUAUUAAUUGGUAAUUUUUUUUUUUUUUAAUGAUAGAGCUUAGGUAACAUUAUCCUGAAAAAAUUAUUCGAAAAUAUCAGAACAAUUUUUUAGCACUCCGCAAACAUUAAAAGUGAAUUUUUUGUUAGAAAAAUGUUUUUUUGCUGUUUGUGUAAUGCCGGCUUAUAACCUGAAAUAUUUAACAAACCUGCUCUAAUUCAGUCUAUUAUGAAAAUUAUGUUGUAACUCAUUUAGUUUUCACUGAGUAGUGAGGAUCUUUUAUAAGUUUCGCCUCGUCUCAGAUCACAUUUUUUUAUAUGUUCAUUAAUGCGCAAGUUCAUUAAUUGUUUCAAUUUUUUCAAUAUCUAUUUACUUGAUAUAAAUUUUUUUUUUCAUUUUGAAAUUUUAUGUAAUUUAUACAGAUUAUCCACAAUGUUUUAACAAAUCUAUUAAGUUUUGAUGUACUAAAUAUUUUACAUUCCUAGACUAAGUUAAAAUCAUUUGUGUUAUAUUUAU